Messenger RNA from Linum tenue, 1133 nucleotides. The record is from the annotation of a GenBank genome assembly. Lineage: Eukaryota; Viridiplantae; Streptophyta; Magnoliopsida; Malpighiales; Linaceae.
GCUUGUUUAGAUUUUGUUACGACUAUUUAAUAUCAUCGGACUCUCAAUUAUGGCCACUAAAAGUUCUGUAACAUCCAAAACGUAGUCGUAGUCCACCUAAUUGCAAGGCCAUACUAGAAGGUAGACUGGUCGAAGCAAUACCGUGAAUUAGCAGAAAAAAACGACGGCGAAGGGCAACGUCGGCGAGUAAUCGAAGCAAAUUGGAGAGACAGAGUACUGAAGGAAGGAUGGGUUCGGCAGCAGCAGCCAUGGAUGGUCACAAGGUGUUCGUCUACGGCAGCCUCAUGGCCGAUGAAGUUGUUCACGUCCUGCUGAACCGCGUCCCUCAAUCCUCAGCCGCCAGCCUCAAUAACUAUCACAGGUUCAGCAUCAAAGGGCGGGUUUAUCCGGCAAUUCUACCAAUCGAGAACAAGAGCGUUUCUGGUAGAGUCCUGUUUGGGCUCACCCAUCCUGAGCUUGAAAUCCUCGAUACGUUCGAGGAUGUUGAGUACGAGCGUCACACUGUUGAAGUUUCACUCCCGGUGGAGCAGAAGCUACAAGUGAAUGCCUAUGUCUGGGUUGAUAAAGAUGAUCCUGACUUGUAUGGGGAGUGGGAUUUUGAGGAGUGGAAGAAAUCACACAUGAGUGAUUUUGUGAAGAUGACGGCAGAAUUCAUGGAAGAAAUCCAGCAGCCUGAUUCUAAAACCAGAGUGGCUACCUAUGAAUCUUUCUACAAUGCAGCAGAUGGUGGCACCAACACUGCUUCUAACUAGCUUCGUUGGAUGAAUGAACAUCGAUCCCGCCAUUGCGAGAUCAAUCUAGUUAAAUAAUCAGUUUCCAAUUUCGAAACAUCGUUUGUUGAUUGGGUUCAACUACUUGGUUGUUCGGCAAUCAGACAGUCUACGAUGUUUAGAUAGAUGUAAAGUGUGUGUUGAAGGUUUGAAGCCCUCAUGAAAAGAUAUUGUAUUGAAUGUCCAGAAUGUAGUGGUGUUAUGAGUGGCUUGAUCUUCAAAAGCAUGCAAUUGCAUGUGCUGCAUAUUUAAUUUCCCUUUGAUUAAAUCAAGCUUGGAGUUCAAUAAGAUGUUUGAAUAAAAUUGAAGGUAAAAAUGGAAGAGAAAGUCUGCACAUUUGUGGUUAAAAUGAUGCUUGAGGCU